UGCUAAUACGUUGUAGUGUUAUACGUCAUGAUCACGGACAAUGACUGACAAAUAUUUUAGGUCAUUAUUUGGAUAUAUUUUGGUAUCAAGCGUUURUUGUCAUGCGGCAACGAAUGCUAAUAUGUCAAGAAACGACGGCGGAGAGUUAAAAAACGAUUCUUUGUUGGAAAACGACCCAGAACUGAACUAUGUUCCUUCUGGGCCGCUGGUCAUGUGCUCUUUCUUGCCAAUGGAGUUCAUUGAAUGUGAAGACCUAGUUGACUUAAAAGGAAACAAGACAAGAGAUGAUACCAUUACGGGGGGAUGUUCCAAGUACGGAGGUAGUUACAGAUAUGAAGACGUAGAAAAAACAACAGUUCAAUGCAUGGUUUUACCUGGUAUAGAAUGUCAUGGUAACAGAAAAUUCAACAAGAAAGGAUUUCCAUGUGUGAAAUAUGGUGGCUAUUAUUUCCUAACAACUCUGUUAUAUUCAAUUUUACUGGGAUUCCUUGGUAUGGACAGAUUUUGUCUGGGACAAACUGGAACAGCUGUUGGAAAACUGUUGACACUUGGAGGUGGUGGAGUCUGGUGGAUAUUGGAUGUCAUAUUGUUAGUCACAAAUCAACUUUUGCCAGAAGAUGGCAGUAAUUGGAAUAUUUAUGUUUAAUUUAAAAAAACGUUUAUUUUUUUAACUUCAUAAAAUAAAAGAACUACUAAUUGUACAAAAGCUUCAACAAUAUUUAUUGACUUCAA
Molecule: messenger RNA, 732 nt
Organism: Diuraphis noxia (Russian wheat aphid)
Lineage: Eukaryota; Metazoa; Arthropoda; Insecta; Hemiptera; Aphididae
Gene: amrt
Product: TM2 domain-containing protein 2 amaretto
Source: RefSeq, a predicted model, not a curated record